GCGAGGGUCGGGCGGUGCUCCGUCCGGCCUCCCUCUGCGCUCCUCACCUUCAUCGCUUCUUCUUCUUCUUCUUCUUCUUCAUGUUUGGGGGAACUUAGCCGCGUUAGCUAGCCAGGCUAACGGGGCGCUAGCAGGCGAGCUAACGCGACGAUCCACUCGUUCUCCGACGUUCGGCGGCCGGGGACUCGCGAGCGUCACUCGGGACGUUUUUUGAGACCGGUUCGCCUUCGAGCGCCCGUCGGAACCGACGACUCACACGUCGCGGCGUGCGGCCCGGGCCGGUCCGGAAGGGGUGAUGGAGCCUCCGGCGGGCCGAGGGCGACGAACAAGACGUUAAUAAAACAUUUAUUGAAGCGCAUAUCUCGAGUGCUUGGAGAACAAAGUGAAAUGUUGUUUAACCGCGGCGGCUUUUCGUCUACUUCAUUCCCAGAAUUGACGUCCCGGCCCGGCUACAGUUACUUGCUCCAGUUUGCCUGAGUCUUGGGGGGGGGGGGGCUUGAUAGCAAGAUGUGUAAAUUAUGUUCAUAUGCGCUCACGUGGGUGCACUUGAUGACCUUUCAGGUUCACUUUCAAGUUUUUCGUGAUGUCGCGUCAACUUGAUGUUGUUGCUGGCUGAGGUCGAGGUCGAGGCCGCCGCUUCGGCCGAUCUCCUCGCUGACAACAAAGCCGUGACGAUGAUGAAGUUAGAAGGAAAUUUCAGGGCUGCUGGGCAAAAUUGACAGCUUGUUCUCGGACUUCCGUACACAAAUGAUGCCUUUGCAAAGGUAAUAAAUGAGCAAAACGUUUAUGAAUUUGCUUGCACAACAGGUGGCACCGUGACUGACUGCUUCGGUCAUCCGCUUCCCACUUGGCACAAACUUGCCACUUCGCUCUGUGCCCGUGUGGCUUUUUUUCUGGGUACUUGGCUUUCCCCCCGCACCCCAAAAACACAGUUGCACACUGCUCGGUUCAUUGACGACUUGAAGAAAUUGGCCGCUGACGUGAACGUGAGCGCGGGUAGUUGUUUGUGUCUACGUGGCCGGCGACCAGCUCAGGGUGUGCCCCGCCUCUCGCCCGAAGGUAGCCGGCGUCGGCUCCGGCACGCCCACGCCCCUCGUCUUGAUAAGCGGUACGGAAAAUAGACGGCUGCCUCACCUAACCUGCGCUAUAUUGUUCGUAAUAAUAAUACUAAUAAGCACUUUGUGAAAUUGCCAUGGGUGAUGAUAUUGAAAAAUAUAUCUACAAACUAAAGUGGCCCACAGUAGACAUGUUUUUAUGUUUGAUCUGAACGUUCAAUCUCAUCAAUCCAAACAUUCAUUUUGGCUGGUGGAUAAACCGAUGAAGACUUAUUGAUCAGUGACCGAUCGGCUGAGCGAGCUUCAGUUCACGCCGGGCAGGGCAGAGGGGUGGAGUCCCGUCCCACAGCUGGGUGCAGCACGUUCAUGCUUCAGGUGGAUGCUUUUCCCACUGGAGACGGCGUUCAGGCUGAUCCAUCAGCUGAAAGACUGACUGCAUCAAUGAUGGAAUUACAGACACUGCAGGAGGCUCUGAAGGUGGAGAUCCAGAUCCAUCAGAAACUGGUGGCCCAGAUGAAGCAGGACCCUCAGAAUGCAGAUCUGAAGAAGCAACUUCAUGAACUUCAGGCAAAGAUCACUGCGCUGAGUGAGAAGCAGAAAAAGGUGGUGGAGCAGCUGAGGAAGGAGCUGCUCGUCAAGCAAGAACCAGAAGCCAAAGUUCAGCUGCAGGUCCAAACGCCAAGCGACGUGAAGCCAGCCGGCCUGCUGCAGACCCAGCAGAUUCCUGCAGGACUGCAGCAGACGCUGACGGUGACGCCGGUCCUCACCGCCAAGACGCUACCUCUGGUGCUGAAAGCCGCGGCGACGCCCGCUUUGCCCGGCUCCAUCCUGCCGCAACGCCCGGCCACCGUCACCAUGGUAACCACCGCCAUCUCCAAGCCCGACUUGCACAGCGCCCCCAUCAACCUGCAAGUGGCGGGCAAACUGAGUGCGCACAGCCUGGAACCGUUGCGGCUCGUGUCCAAAAACGCGAUGCUGCUGCAGGCCGCCAGCGCCCAGCCAAUCAAAGUUCCACAGUUUGUUCCUCCUCCUAGACUGACGACACCAGCCGCCUUUCACACGCAGCAGGUCAGGCCAAAGCCUGCCUUGCCCGCCAACGUCCCCAUCGCCCCCGCUCCUCCCCCGCCCAUGAUGGCGGCACCCCAGCUGCUUCAGAGGCCCGUCAUGCUGGCCACCAAGCUACCGCAGUCGCUGUCGCCCGCCGCCGCGCCAAUCCACCAGCUGCGGAUCGUGAACGGGCAGCCGUGCGUUAAGACCGGCUCCGCCCCUUUGACCGGCAUCGUCAUCACCACGCCCACCACGGCCGCCUGCCUCGCCAGCCCCGCCCGCGCGCCCGACCCCGCCUCGGUCCCCGCCCAGCCCCUGCAGACGGACGGCGCCGGCGCAGAGGCCAAGCAGACUGUUAAAACGGGUGGUGGAGCUGAGCACAAGGUGGCGCUCACGGUCCCGUCUUCGUCGACUCCGCCUCUGUCUCUGCCUCCCAGGCCCAAAAAAGAGGAGAGUCCGGAGAAACUGGCCUUCAUGGUGUCCUUGGGGCUCGUCACGCACGACCACUUGGAAGAGAUUCAGAGCAAAAGGCAGGAGAGGAAGAGGAGAACGACGGCAAACCCCGUCUACAGCGGUGCCGUGUUUGAGCCGGAGAGGAAAAAGAGCGCUGUGAGUUACCUGAACAGCCCUCUGCACCAAGGGACCCGAAAGAGAGCCAACGACGACUCCCUUUCUAAGGUAUGUCACGCAACUGUUGUUGUUCUUCCCCCUCUCCAUCUUUCUUUUUUUUUUUUGUUUGUUUUUUUUUUUUCUUUGUGUUCCGUCUUUGUGGUCUGUCUCAUUUCACCCAGGUCGCCCACCCAAAUACGGCGGCGUCCCGGAGCUGGGCUGCCUCACCCCGACCUCCCCCUCCAGCCCCGUCAACCCCCUCCCCCCGCCCAGCUCUGGGGAUCUGGUCCGCUGCCUCAGUGGGCGGGCGGGGCGACUGAUUGGUCCAAUUCUUGCUCGCAGGGAGACAUCCAUGAGGACUUCUGCACUGUGUGCAGACGCAGUGGCCAGUUGCUCAUGUGCGACACGUGUUCUCGUGUCUAUCACCUGGACUGCCUGGAACCGCCCCUGAAAAGCAUUCCAAAAGGCAUGUGGAUCUGUCCUAAAUGCCAAGACCAGAUUCUCAAGAAAGAAGAAGCCAUUCCCUGGCCCGGGACGCUGGCCAUCGUCCACUCUUACAUCGCCUACAAGGAAGCGAAAGAAGAAGAGAAGCAGAAGCUCAUCAAGUGGCGCGCAGAACUGAGGCUGGAGCGCGAGCAGCUGGAACAGCGAGUCAAGCAGCUCAGCAACUCCAUCACGAAAUGCAUGGAAACCAAGAACGGCAUCCUGGCCCGGCAGAAGGAGAUGCAGCUGUCCCUGGACAAGGUCAAACAUCUGGUCCGCCUCAUCCAGGCCUUCAACUUCAACCAGAUGACGGCUGAAGCCGACGGCAGGGACGUUCGAGUCCAAGACGCUCCGGCGCUCCCCAAAGCGGAGCCGGCGCCGCCCGCGUUUGACGCGGGCCGGAGCGAGACCACGGCGGGAGACGGAGACCGUCGAGUCGGCCUCGCGCGUCCCCCGGAUCGCGGGGAAGGGGUCAAGACGGAGACCGGGACUCUGGCGGAGAGUGCGCUAUCCGAGGCCGAGGGCGUCGCGUCGGCGACCUCCCCGCAGGCCCCGACGCUCGCCACCACCAACGGUACGACCGAGCCGCCCCCGUGCCCCUCGCCCGUCGCGGACGCCGCUCUCGACUCUGCCGCCGCCGCCGGCCCUCCGGAAACUCUGGCGCAGGACAAACGGGACAUCUGCGACAGCAACAGCAAAACCUCAGAACCCUCCCAGCAUUCUGUGCCAGUGCUCGGCGGCACCGAGUGACUGUCGCCCUUCGCGCCGAAUCUGAUUCAGAAAAACAAAAAAAAAGAAAAAAGUUGCCAAUCUGUGUAAGUGUCGUUCGUUUGCGUCGUAUCGUCAGCCUGUGUCGAUGGUAGAUAGCGGCCUGGUCGCGUGUGGCCAGUUAGCCAUAGACGUUGUCAUGGGAAUGCUCGAAAGGAGGCUGAAUCCAUCACACCAGAGUGUGCCUGUCCUGGCGGUCCGGGGGCCGGGGUUCCGCGAUCGAACCCCGCGUGAGGUCAGCUCGAGCCCGUCGAGAUGAAGUCGUGCCGGCCCGCCUCGCUUUUUCCUUUGAGGUCGUUCGUACCGGUGGGCGGGGGCCAACCGCCCGCUGGAGACCGUAGCGCCACUCGCUAAGGCGGGCGCCGAUGAGGCGGAGCCACGCUGGCGUCGUUCUUGUGACUUGUCACCGCUGUGUCCGUGUGAUGUGCUUUUGUGUUCUGAGGACAGCGUCUUCACGUCUUCCUGCCGUUGGGACGAAGUGCUUCGUGUUCCGGCCGCUCCGCCACCAUCUUCAACUGCCAAAACGCAUCAAAUGCGCCAGGGAGUGGAGAGUUUGACGACAAAAAAAAAAAAAAGCACAACUUUGGUUUCUUCUUCUUCUUCUUCUUCUUCUUCUUCUGGUUCUUUGAUGUGACCACCCGACUCCUCCCACUGUGGAGGAAGCACAAGAAGAGACUGCAGGGGGCGCUGCUCACGUCCUGCUCCGCAAUUCAUGGUGCCUCUUCCUUUCUUUUCAUUUCAUUUUUUUGAGGUCACAUCCCGCCGUUUUAGCGGUCUCAUCUCUGCCCUCCUCAGUAGGUACCUCGAGUGCCUUGGAUUCGUCAAGACUUGCACUGUGACGCAUAGACCCGCCCCUUCACCUCAUCGGCCGUUCAGUGAUUCGUUGACCCCCCCUUUCAUCUUAUUGGCCUCUCAGUGACACGUCGCCCCCCCCCCCCCACUCAUGAGCCGCUCAGUGUUUAGCUGCCUUAAAUGUUUUUUUUUUUUGUUUUUUUUUACCUGAUCAAUUCCCUCAUUGAGGGGUCAGAGGUUGCCAAGUCAGCCGAGGCGGUGAUGCACUUUCAUUUGAGCAUUUGAACGUGUGGUCACCCCCCCCCCCCCCCCGCCACCACUCAUAGCAUGCCUUCUUAUGCAAAUUUUCUACACAUUAUUUAUGCAUUCUGUUGUGCUGAUUGGUUUUGUUGAUUUUUUUUUUUUUUUUUUUUUUUUGCAUUUGUGUUUUGUGUCGUUUGGAUUGGCCGGAGCCAGGAGGCGUUGUCAUCGGUGGGCGGAGCAAAAAAAAAAAACAAAAACAAAAACAAAACAAAAACAAAAAGGGUCCAUUUAUCCAAAGAACACAAGCGACACGUUGCCAUUGGACGGAAUUCCCCAGACGACUUUCCCAUUGGCUGGAAUUCGUCGUCAUUGGACGUAAUUCCCGAGGGCGUUCCCCAAAAUGUCGGAAAGUCGUGACUGUGGCCUUCAAGUGUUGUCCUCACGUGACCCCUCAUGACCCCUGACUUUUUUAUCUUCCAUGUACUCAGUCGCAUUGUAGCGCUCCUAAUUAAGAACAAGUGUACAUUGGGGAGAUCUUUGUAUUUUUUCAUAAUGAUUUUGGAAAGGAUUGUGUUUAUUUUUUUGGACUUGUGUUCCACACGUGUCUUCUGUUGGCCAUGUUGGUGGGAUUCUUACCUCUGUAUUGAGCCUCCUCCUCUUGUAAUUAUGACGAUGAUGAUGAUGAUGAUGAUGCAGUGUUCCACUAAAUACUGUUGCUAGGUUACAGGAUGGCACCAGCCACCACUAGGAGCAUUUGAUCAAUUUCUAUUUAUUUAUUUUAUCAUUUUGCUAAUAAAUUCUCAAAACCAUCACUUUAUUUUUUUUUUUUUUUUUUUUUUGUAAUAGGACAAAAGCGCAUGCACAUUAUGUUAAAAAGAUUGAAUUCUCCCGGGCUGGGGCUCAGGUGGGUCGGUUAAGAAAAUGGGCGAACAGGACAUUGUGUUGAUGUGUGUGUGGUUCCAAAGGUAUCGAACGCCAAAGUCAAUCCCUUUUUAGACUUUUUAGAAAACCGAGACAAGCGUUGUUGUAUUGGCAUUCUUGUGUGACUUACUUUCUUUGUUUUUUUUCUUUACACAAUGCAUAGUAUAGUAUGGGCAGCGUGGUGGGUGGAUCAGCUGGUUAAGAGUCUUGGCCUCACAAGUUCUGAGGCCCCGCCUGUGUGGAGUUUGCAUGUUCUCCCCGUGCCUGCGUGGCUUUUCUCCCACAAAAAAAAAAAAAAAAAACCAAAAGAAC
Syngnathoides biaculeatus (alligator pipefish) is the source of this 6230-nucleotide messenger RNA. It is a transcript of the gene phf21ab, whose product is annotated as PHD finger protein 21Ab. Lineage: Eukaryota; Metazoa; Chordata; Actinopteri; Syngnathiformes; Syngnathidae. Gene Ontology annotation, biological process: negative regulation of transcription by RNA polymerase II. The record is from RefSeq and is a predicted model, not a curated record. Gene Ontology annotation, molecular function: chromatin binding. The transcript is spliced from 19 exons. The coding region runs from base 1422 to 3944 and encodes 840 amino acids. Gene Ontology annotation, cellular component: histone deacetylase complex.